GUGAGGAAGAUGUUCUCCCCUAUGAGUGAAGCGAUAACCUUGAUCGAUGUCCUAGAGCUGAAGCAUAAUUUGAUUUGUUGUGACGAUGGCGCUUUUUCGAACCUCGCGGUGCUUGUGUUAAAGAAUGGUCUCCCAGGGAAUGCUGCAAGUGGAGAACAUCCGAUCCAGAAGCUGCUUGUUGCUUCAGCGCUGCGGCUCGAAAAGCGUAAUGGUACCGGUGGCUGGCUUUUCUUGCGAGUGUGUCUGGAAUUGUUGCUCCUCGUGCGUUGUGACCGGGGAAGGGAUUUCGGGUCUUUACAGCGCGUUUCUCGCGAUUGUGGAACACCAGUAAGUGACGAAGCAGCACAAGGUCACGGUUGGCCUGACUGCAUUCACGCGGAGGCCAAGUCUUCGAAGUGGGAAAGGGAAGCACACCGACAGAUUCUGUCAGAGCGCGUCCUGUCCUCUACUGCCUCGACGCUUGCUUCGACGCCUGACGCAGGGGCUGCAGUGGAAUUUUCUGGCAGUCCCGAGCGUGUCCAGAUAGCAAGUUGUGGCCGCGGCAACCUAGCAGCUGCGGAGCCGCCUGUUUCAUCAGAUACCACUGGCGCUGGUCUUCUUACUCACACGCAAAAAUGGUUUACCCCGGAGCGCAGUGCUACUUCCAAUGGUAGUGUUGUCGAUGUUGCGAAAAAAAAAUGGAAACAGGGAGCAGUCCGAGGAUAUGGGACUUCGCAACCACGUGGGUAUCGCCGCCUGCAAAUUUUCUGCAUGCUUCUCGAGGAAGCUCAGAGCCGCUGCCGUGACUUAUUGCUUGGCCCUACUGCGCUGGCGUGUGUGCAAGAGGUGUCCAUGCUGGAUGACUUUGCGGAACUGCGCGACGCUGUUCGAGGCCAACUCGAGGAGAUGAGGAUGGGGAUGUUUUUCUCAGAGAUUCUCGGACCAAAACCUGAUGCGUCCUCCGAAAUCGCGAGGGCUGUUGUGGAAGCCUGGAAAGCUGUGCUGGGCGACUGCGAUGAUGCAGGUAGUUUACCUGUCGCCAUGGCAGAACGUGUCUCCGUUCGCUUGAUUUCGCAACAAGUGCUCGAUCACAUCGCGGACGAGGACGAUCGUUAUACUCCAAAGUUGGCAUGCUCGUUCCCAAUGGCGACCGAUAAGAGCAUAGCCCUUCUGCGCGGAGGGAUUCUGGUUGAGCAUUUCAACUCGUCCGUCUCUGACCACGAAACCAAACUGGGUCUCGUUUUGCUAUUCGAUUCGCUCGAUUCUGUGGGGGGCAGCAGAGACGCACUGUGGAAGUUACGGGCGCGGGACCUUGUCGCCAGCCUUGCGGAUUUGCUAGAGGUAUCCAAGGGCGAGGACCGACGUUGUGCAGGGCGCUCCCGAAAUCUCGGGGAAACAGCAUCAUGCAGCAUCGUUUUGCUCUGUGUUCAGAAAACCAUAGACCUUGGGCUAAAGCGUGAGCUGGACACGUUGUCUCAAAGCCCCUUGUGUCGGAGAAAGCUCGUGAUCUUGGAUUGCCUCGGCGAGCGACGAGCAGACGCGAUUGCGCGAGUUGCACGAUGCCGCAAGCAAACGUUGGCCGGGUCAUUGUCGGGCCAAGGAGGGAAGGAUCACGAGGAAACUAUGGCAACACAAAGUAGAGAAGGAGUCGCACCAUUAGGGGGGUGUGCUGCUUCAGUAAUUUUAAGCGAAGUUUCUGGCGAUGGAUUGACAUUUCUGACCCCGAAAGUGAUGCACAGCUCAAAGACCGGAAGAGUUUGGCAGCUGACUGACUUUUGUGGGUACGCGGGUAGUCGAUUCUUCGAAGCGGACGAAAAGGCGUGGUUAUGGCUUACGCCACCUUUGCAUGCUUCAACAACAGAAGGGGCCGAGAAGGAAGCACUGGGUCAGACUUUCGCUCCAUUGUAUACCUUAUUCUUGUGCCCGCGCAAUGUUCUGGGGUCCUCGAAGCAUGCCGAGAUCGGUGUUGGGCAACUGCUCAGUUUGUUAGCCCGCGAGACUGUCCACGACCUACAGCAUAUCAUUUCGAUUGGGGACUUUCUGGAAAGAAUUGUGAUGCUUUGUCAGGAUUCUUCACAAGAAGAUGAAAUGGACGGAGAGAAUCGGGUUCAAUGCGCUAGCAUUAGAGAAGCUAAACAAACAUUAGCCGAAACUUUGGAGUUUUGCAUCAAGUACGAAUCAGCGAGGUUCUUUCACGCUACGACGGCUGCGCUGAUGGAAGCCUUUGACAUGGUGCUAAAUUUGUGCAAAAUUUCCUCUAUCCAACGGCUGGGGGGUUAGCCACAGAACGGCAUAUCAUUCUGGAGGGGACAUGACAUAAUGUAACGAACAAGUAAACAAGUAUGCAAUUCAAGGUUGCAAGUAGAAUGCUUACGGAAGAUGGGAGUCCUCGCCGAAGUUUCAUUUCGAUGCACCCUUGAGAUGGUGAUAGUUGUUGAUAUAACGAUGCCUCUUUCCCUUAUCGCAUCGAGGUCUCAGCCAUGCUCUCUAUCGCAGCAAGGAAAAGCGCGUCGCGAGUCCGAGAGUUGGCCUUAUUCGGACAACGCAUCAAAAUAUGAAUGCGAGCGUAUGGACAUGCAAGCCGCCAAUUAUGACCGUAACCGACGGAUAUACUUAUAUAUUCUGAAAAAGGUCCCUUUCUUGUCAUGCUCUGGUGCAGAAGAUGCACGCCUCUCCCGAGAACCACAGCAGGAGAUGCUGACUUGCGUUAUGUG
This is a messenger RNA of Amoebophrya sp. A25, 2693 nucleotides long. The record is from the annotation of a GenBank genome assembly. NCBI's taxonomy places the organism in Eukaryota, Dinophyceae, Syndiniales, Amoebophryaceae.